This is a messenger RNA of Porites lobata, 16980 nucleotides long. Lineage: Eukaryota; Metazoa; Cnidaria; Anthozoa; Scleractinia; Poritidae. The record is from the annotation of a GenBank genome assembly.
AUGGAGAACCAACAAAAAUCCAAGUUAAACAUCAAACAGCGCUUUUCCUGUGGCCUCGGGAACGUUCUCAACGAAAUUUCCCGCCAAAUUUACAUUUCUUUUUCCAUCAUAUUUUUGAUGCGAGUGAUUGGUUUAUCGGCAUCCCAAGUCGGAUUGGCUAUGCUUAUUGGACAAAUAACUGACGCCUUUAUCUCUCCAAUAACUGGUUUCUUGGGCGACCGUGUGCAAAUUCCAUUUAUUUCCAAAAAGCUGGGUCGAAGGAAGUCGUGGCACUUAGUGGGAACGGUUAUGAUGGCCGGUGGACUUCCUCUUCUGUUCAAUCGGUGUUUGGUAUGCAACGAUUAUCAGGGUGUCAGUUGGUUGCAACCUUUUUACUAUUAUUGCGUCAUGGUUAUCAUAAAUGCAGCAGGCAACAUUCUGGAGAUCAAUCAUCUUUCAAUCACCUUCACUGCAGCUGGGACGGUGCAAGAAGGCGCAGCGUUAACUGCUAUAAGGUUACAGCAAUGACACUAUUUUUUUCACAAUUUCUUGAAUCUGAUUUUUUGGAUUCUGUUCUCUGACUGAAUGUGAUCUCACCAGUGGUUAUAAGUGUAUAUUGAUAAUCACCGCAGCUAAAACUGAAGGGUGCAUAUUUUUGCCUCCGCUUUUUUUUUAUUUUUCAAAUAUUUUUUUUCUUUUCCGCUUUGAAUCUCAAAUGGCACCUGAUCUGACAGGCUACCAUAACGUCAGUGAGUAAGUUCAGUUCAAGAAAUUUAAACCCAGACGUGGUAUAUAGGAAUAAAGAUACCCUCAUCCCGAAUUUAUGCUGUAAGAGUCGACCCUUUUUUUUUCUUUUCUUGUUUUUUUUCUGAUAUAGGACAGUCCUUAGUUUCGCUAGUGGAAUAUACCUUUAUGUGGUUGCCUGGGGACUGCUUGGUCAGGAUGGCGGAGACGAUCUAGGGCCGGAAAGUGUAACAAAGUUUGCAGUAAGUAUACCUAAAUACAGUGACGAUAUGGAAAUUACAUUGAUGAACAAAGCAAUCUAAUUGACUGGAUUAAUGAUGAUGAUAAUGAUGAGAUUGAAUUCAUAAUACCAUAUUGUUCCGGCGCCCAACCAAACGCACGUUUUUUUAUGGUCCCUGCAUUCUUUUUGAUAACUAGCUAGUGGAGCAGGUGUACUUCAUUUUUUAAAAAACCUAAAAACUUUUUCCAAGAGUAUUGUUAGGUACGUAUCUGCAAUAAAAGUUUAAAUUGAAAUAACACUAUAUUUAUGUUUAAAAAAACUCGUAUUUAAAUUAUUUUCAAAUGUUUACAUUUCUUUCCCUUUCGACGCAGCAUCUUGUAUGGAUUGUCACUGGUACAGGAAUAGUCUUUACAACCAUUUUCUAUAUUGGAACAAAGGAACCAGCCGUACGCCGUCUAAGAAAGAUCAGCACACUCAUGGAUCCAGUGGUAUGAAGCAACAUAAGAUAUCUAUUGCUCUGUCCUCGACGGUCUAGCUAUCUUUCUCAGCCCCUGGCCAUGGACGAUUCGCAGCCACGAUUUUUAUCGCAAGGAAGCGUAGUUGUAACUUUGUUGCGAUAUUGUUUCGGAUGAUUACAACAUUGUUUCAUUGCAACGCUCGCUGUUUUGCGCUGAAAAUCGCUGUUGCGAAUCCUUCCUGUUAUAACAUCACCUUUAAUCCGGUAUUAGAUGGACUUUUCCUGCAAAUUAUGACGUUGAUGUUCUUCCAAGGUUUGCCUGAUAUGUAUGUAUCAACACAAGAGAGAAUAAUCUCUCUUAAUUCACAUUGAUUUUCAUGAGAGCUUAAGCCAUGGUUCGCCGUUUUCGUCCACCGAUUGCAUUAACCUCGACCGCUCAGUUGUAUCUCAUUUUAAUAGACUCUAACUAGUGGUUUAUUAUCAAUGCUGCGUUCUGAUUGGUUAAGCCACUUCUAGACUAUAUGUUAUGGCCCACUAGUAGUGACAAGCGCCGGCUUUGAAAACCAAAACAAUAACGGCUGAAUUGUGUUUUGCUAGCUAAAGUUGUUUUGUCUCGAUAUUUUUGACCAACCAGUUGGAUUUUACUAAAACAACUAUUCCUCUGGCCCUCAUGGCCUCUGAGUCAAUAGCCCAUUCGAGCUCGAGGAAUAAUUGUUAAAUACCUAGUGCUGUUGCAAUUUGUAGUAAUCAUCGCAGUUUAUAUUACCUGUAACUAAGUCCGAUCACAUGUGGCAAUUCGCCACAAAACCGAGUCGCACUUAGUAAUUAAAAAAUGUCCACUUUGACACAUCUCCCCAGGAUGCCCAUCUCCCCUUGUUAGAAAAUAUCACCGUACAUAAAAGACUUAGAGUUUGUAACAAUUAAUCAAAUACCUACUCUUGCAUGUUGACAAGUGUAAAUAUCUAUAAGUUUUUGUCACGUCGACCAUGAAUUGUUUCCAGAAGAGUUUCACAGUGAUGGCAAUUUUAUGACAUGAAUAAAUCGUUUUUAUCUUUGGCCAGAACGGUGAAGGAUUAUUUCAGGCUAGCCAGUCUGUUUAUUCAAUGGUCUUCGAACAAGUUGAUGGUGAGUUGAAUGAAAUAGAUUACUCUACCUUUAGUUCCAAUCUUUCUGUUUUACUUUCGCCUCGCAGUGUACGUUGAGACAUGAGCAACGUUAAUAUUAGUAUAUUGAGGUCUAAUUUGUCGGUAAAAGGAGACUUUGUUAAUGUAACGAUACCCAAGAUGCAGCUCAAACUCGUACAUCAGCAGGGCCAAUUUAUUAAAACUUUUACAAGGCAUAGUGUAAUUUACAAGUGUUGCUAUUGUUUCCAUACUCUGACUAAAACAAUAGCUACGCUUAUUUGCAUGAUGGCGUCAUUUUACUACUAUGACCAGGAUCCUUCAGGGUUGUGCUUUCUUGUGCAAAGUAGGGCUUUUGUUAUUGAAACCUCACUAAGGCUACCAAAUUUAAAAAUGAAAAGAAAAUCCAAAAGAAUCCUGGUCGUAGUAGUAAAAUGACGCCAUCGUGCAAAUGGCCUAUUGCUUACAGUAUGUUCAUUGUUACGCGUCACAAGUAACAACCGAGUAAGGGUAUGGGCUCACGCCGGCAGAUGCUGUGAAAGCAGCGAAAACGUUCUUCCGAUAAUCCUGCCUUCUCGAUCAAUUCCUUGCGACAAGAAGUAGACGAUGAAGUCAACCAAAAAAGAAUAGCUCCCAUUAUGGGUUCCUGAUCUGGAGAGAUCCUGAAAACUAUAACCUCCCAACCUCCCUUAUGUUUCCAAACUGUCAGAGAAGGCAGCGGCUAAUCAGCUCAUUGACCAUAUGACAACUAAUGAUUUGCAUAUGCCACUCCAGUUCGCGUAUAAGCAAAACCAUAGCACCGAGUCAGCACUGCUCAAAGUAAAGAAUGAUAUUUUGUUGAAUAUGGAGGCGCAAGCGCCGCUUUUGACACUGUUCGACACGACACUCUUCUAAAUCGUUUAAAGUCGAGAUUUGGUGUGGAUGGCAAGGCUCUAGAAUAGUUUUCGUCGUACGUUGAGGAUCGUACACAGCGUGUCACUGUAAAUGAUGGCCUAAGGAGUUCCUCAAGGGAGUUGUCUCGGGCCUCUUCUGUUUACGGUCUGAAUCAGUAAGCUGUUUGAUAUCGUCAGCAAGCACCUCCCAAGUGUACACUGCCGCGCAGACGAAACACAGCUGUAUUUGGCAUUCAGUCCUGAUGUGCAAGGGGAGGACGAGGCCGCGCUGAAUGCUCUGCGUGACUGCAUACGUGAAUUGAGGGACUGGAUGAUUGAAGACCGACUGAUGUUAAACGAUGAACUGAACUGAUGCUUAUAGGUUCUAGGCAACAGUUACAGAAAGUCAAUUUGAAUGAUAUUACUGUAGGUGACACAGUCAUAGAGGCGACAUCAGUUGCGUGAAAUCUUGGGUCAUGGUUUCAUCGUAAUCUAGAUAUGUCAUCCCACAUCAUGACGAGAUUCAUAGAGAUCUGAAAUCACAGACCCCUGCUGAUGUUCGCCUAUUCAAUAGGCGAACAUCAGCAGGGGAGCUCUGUAGAAGUAAUCAACUUUUUACGGCUCAUUUGCUUGGAGGUGACAAAUUCUCAUAUCAACGGAAUUCCUGUACGUCAACAAGAUUUCGGUUCAACAAAAAACUCAACUACAAAUUAGCCGCAUUGGAAGUCUUUCUGCCGAACCGGAAUGCAUUUGCCUCUGUAGUGGCUUCUCUUAAAAUUUAUUGUACUUCGAGAAGAGUGAUUUUACGCACUUCUUACUGGGGAAUUUUCCACUGUAUAUUUUGUUUACUUGUAAGCGCCAGUUAUUUAACUGGUAUAUUACAAAAUCGCGUCAUAAUUAAGCCCUUUUCUGUUUAACCAACGCUUUUAUCAAACCCCAUUUAUCGUGAAUAAUUUCAAUACAGCAUAUAAGGCAGACUGGAAAACUAAAGCACUUAUUUUCUUAAACUAACCCACCAAGAAAGAGGCCUGGAGGUCCAAUGAUUUCUGAAACCGCGGCCUAAGGUAACACGUAAUGGUUUGAAAGUAAUGUCACUCUAUUUUCUUUUUGCCUCUCUCGCAAGUGAAAGUGAGAGUUCACAUAGACUGUGCGGUUUUCUCGAGUGCGUUUUAGAAGCUGCCUUAACGGAAAGGUUACUACACCACCGGAAUUAAAACAUCGAGGAAAUUAUUAAUUUAAAGCCGCGGAGUAUUUUCCCCAACAAUGAAUAAUAUUACCUCUAACUUUCUGCGAUAACACUGCAAAAUAUUUCAGAUUAUUUUUCAACCGAAUAGGCUGCGAAUUUAAUGCGAUGAUCAUGGUCACUUUCAUACCUCCGUCCGCAUUUCAUAUAUUUCAAUUCAUGGUUACAAGAUCUCCCUAAUUUUAUGUCUGAACGCAAGGCUUUUUUAAUGGUAACUUUAUUCAAGGGCAGAACUAACACUAAGCAAUAAACGGAAACUGCCUUAUGAAAAAACUUUUAAAAUUGACGCGCUGUUUUAAAGGCCUCACUGGAUCUGGAUGGGGUUAAAUACAAACGUAAGCGAAACACUAAAUAAAAUUCUCACAGAGCCACAGCCUAAAAAGGCUAAGCUGCUCUGUUGCAUCAGGAAGGCCAAACUUUUUGUCUUAAUGCUGGUCAGAGAUUCAAACAAUAUCUAAAAGCGAGUUUUUGGUUCCCUCUGAGACACCCGGAGAAUAAAAUUCUCACAGAGCCACAGCCUAAAAAGGCUAAGCAGCUCUGUUGAAUCAGGAAGGCCAAACCGUUUUACUUAAUGCUAGACGGAGAUUCAAACAAUAUCUAAAAGAAAGUUUUUAGUUCCCUCUGAGACACCCGGAGAAUAAAAUUCUCACAGAGCCACAGCCUAAAAAGGCUAAGCUGCUCUGUUGCAUCAGGAAGGCCAAACUUUUUUUCUUAAUGCUGGACAGAGAUUCAAACAAUAUCUAAAAGCCAGUUUUUAGUUCCCUCUGAGACACCCGGAGAAUAAAAUUCUCACAGAGCCACAGCCUAAAAAGGCUAAGCUGCUCUGUUGCAUCAGGAAGGCCAAACUUUUUUUUUAAUGCUGGACAGAGAUUCAAACAAUAUCUAAAAAGCCAGUUUUUAGUUCCCUCUGAGACCCCCGGAGAAUAAAAUUCUCACAGAGCCACAGCCGAAAAAGGCUAAGCUGCUCUGUUGAAUCAGGAAGGCCAAACUUUUUUUCUUAAUGCUGGACAGAGAUUCAAACAAUAUCUAAAAGCCAGUUUUUAGUUCCCUCUGAGACACCCGGAGAAUAAAAUUCUCACAGAGCCACAGCCUAAAAAGGCUAAGCUGCUCUGUUGCAUCAGGAAGGCCAAACUUUUUUUCUUAAUGCUGGACAGAGAUUCAAACAAUAUCUAAAAGCCAGUUUUUAGUUCCCUCUGAGACCCCCGGAGAAUAAAAUUCUCACAGAGCCACAGCCUAAAAAGGCUAAGCUGCUCUGUUGAAUCAGGAAGGCCAAACUUUUUUUCUUAAUGCUGGACAGAGAUUCAAACAAUAUCCAAAAGCCAGUUUUUAGUUCCCUCUGAGACACCCGGAGAAUAAAAUUCUCACAGAGCCACAGCCUAAAAAGGCUAAGCUGCUCUGUUGCAUCAGGAAGGCCAAACUUUUUUUCUUAAUGCUGGACAGAGAUUCAAACAAUAUCUAAAAGCCAGUUUUUAGUUCCCUCUGAGACACCCGGAGAAUAAAAUUCUCACAGAGCCACAGCCUAAAAAGGCUAAGUUGCUCUGUUGCAUCAGGAAGGCCAAACUUUUUUUCAUAAUGCUGGACAGAGAUUCAAACAAUAUCUAAAAGCCAGUUUUUAGUUCCCUCUGAGACCCCCGGAGAAUAAAAUUCUCACAGAGCCACAGCCUAAAAAGGCUAAGUUGCUCUGUUGAAUCAGGAAGGCCAAACUUUUUUUCAUAAUGCUGGACAGAGAUUCAAACAAUAUCUAAAAGCCAGUUUUUAGUUCCCUCUGAGACACCCGGAGAAUAAAAUUCUCACAGAGCCACAGCCUAAAAUUAAAAGGCUAAGCUGCUCUGUUGCAUCAGGAAGGCCAAACUUUUUUACUUAAUGUGGGGCAUGCACUAUCAUCUUCACAGAUCUAAUCAGUGCAAAAUUAAAUAAAGCUUUAAUCUGUAAAUCAAUUUUUGGUUUAUGAAAUUUUACUCACUUUUACUGACUGUUGAUAGCCACUGGCUUUGGCAAAUUAUAUUUUCCUGUUUUCUUAAAAGGGAUUCGAUAAAAUUGAAAAUAUCCACUACGAUCCACACUUAAAAACUGAACUCUGACUCGUUUGCGAUCAGGCUUAAGAAGUAGUGAUCUCCAUCAACAUUCUCCAUGAACAUUACACUUUCACAUUAUUAGCAGUUAUUGAGAAUUUACGAAAUGAUCGAGAGAUCAGUGUCGACCUUAAAACGCUUUUGCGCCAAAAUGAUAAUAGGUAUCCAUUUGAAGAUGAUACAAAGGAACCCAAAAUAGACUUACCAAGUUUCGGGCGAUGUUUAGAAAAUUGAAAAGGGCUGGAGAGCAUCACCGUUCAGGCUAAAUCCAGUCAGCGACCGUUAAUAAAAAUCAUUUAAGCUUACAUAAUCAACAACGACGUGAAUGCCCGAGUUUCUGACUUGACGGUCAUCUGCCACAGUCAGGAAAUCGUACGAUAUUGCUUCUCGAAUGAAUCCCUCAUUUUAAUUUCCCCAAUUCAUUAAUCCACGACCAAGUACCUUUACGAAAUCUUCUACGCACGACGAAACGCUUUCUCUGACUUCUCUGACCGCUUCCCGCUAUAUUUUCUAGCAGCUGCAAUUUAGUCCUUCUUUGAUCGCUUUAAACCCGCUUUCGUCUGCAUUUCAUCGGCGCAAGUUAAAGGCUCGUGCUAAGGUUGAAACGACAACAACAUGAUCUUUCCUCUUUGAAAAACCAAACCUUGAUGGGUUGACUCGAGCGCCAGUACUAUCUGUAGUAUCGACCAAAUCAUAACUAGCUAUAAAUAAUCGGCCCUGCUCCUUCCAAACAUCAUCUCUACAUAAAAAGCAUAAAAUUUUGACUUGCCAUGAAUUAUAUCUGUCGGUAAAACCAUUUGGUCACUGAUACUGCGUACGAGAUUACCUUUGUUUGGCAAGCGAGGGUCCAAAGACUGAAGAUGCUUUUCCCGACGAACGCGCCACUUUCAUGCCGGCUUUGAAAUUCGCGCGAGAUCGCAUUGUGAUACAAAAUAAUAGUAUCUGUCUUUCGUCUCAGCUCGUCUUCCAUCAGUGACGCCAUGGAUAAUAGUACACAAGUCAUGACAGAUUAGUGGCUAUUAAUUGAAUCCUAAUUAGGUUACGUUUUUAUAAGGACACCGGAAAUUGAAACUUCCUCCCUGUGGUGAAUUUCAAAGUCGUAUGAAUCUCGUCAUGGUAAGCAAAGCGCCUUGGCAUUCUAUCAUUUGCAUAAUAUAAGUCGGAUCCGUAGGUUUUUAAGUACAGAUACCACUAAAGCCCUCGUACAUGCGUUUGUUACCUCGCGCGUAGAUUAUUGUAAUAGUCUUUUAUAUGGCUUGCCAGCUUCUCACCUGAAUAAGGUUCAGCGCGUUAUAAAUGCCGCAGCAAGACUAGUUUGUCGCGCCCCACGCUACUGUUGCAUAACGCCGUUGCUGUACGAGCUGCAUUGGCUACCGGUUAGGCAACGCAUUAGUUUUAAGAUUGUACUAUUUGUGACCCUCCACAGGACUUUAAUGCUAAAGGUGAAAGCACGCGCACGACACGCUUUCACUUUAAAACAAAAGAAUUUAUUUUAACACGCUUUAGCACGCUUGCAAUCUUUCCUCAUUAGCAAUUUCUUUUGUUUCAGCGGACACGCUUGAGACAAUUAAGCGUGAGCAAGUCGAACAAAAGAGCGUGUUAAAGUUUUCAAACAAAAGCUCCGUGCGAAAAAGCACAACACGCCCUCAGUGUGCGCAAAAGCACGCAAGGCGUGUUAUCUAUAAGCUAAAUAAAUUUCCUCUACAAAAAGGAACCGUAAAUGAUCAUGAACGGCACCCUUUUUUGGUAACUAUCGAGAAAGAAAAAAUUAUACCCCAGCGAUAGUAUCUGAUUGAAAAAACGUUGUCGCUUGAAAAGUAUAAACAGUGAACAGUGUGACCUACUGGAUUUAUGGGUAGAACUAUAUUACAAUUGCAAAAUCAAAGUUCUUUCCAGAAAUGUUUACUGACGAAGCUGUGCAAAGGUUAUCUUAACUUUCCUUAAUUUAAAACACAUUUGCAGUUUUCUCAGAAACAGUGAUCUUUCGGACUUAAGACACUUUCUUGCCGAUCGUAGCAAUCGUGAUCAAAUAUAAUAGAAAUCAUCAAGUGCCAGGAUCACUAAAUUCUAUUUAUUUUUUAGCGAUUGCAAGGAUCGUAGUGAUCAAAUAAAAACCAGCCUGCUUUUCUAGAUGCACCAAAAUUCCAAAACGUUUCCAACGUUGCUUAAUUGAUCCGGCCGACAAUAACACAAAAAGCGAAACAUCAGUUAAUUAAUGACUGUUUCACCGCUUUUUGAAUAGUAAGCAAAAAAUGUAUUUUUUAACAGAAUUCCGAAAUUGUAUGGUGCUUUUUUGUUUGAUUCUUUGUUUUUGCCACGAUAAUACGGCCUGUUUAGAGUACUAAAGUUCGAUCCGAGAAUUAAAUCUCUGUCAGUCACACACUGAGAAAAGAGAAAAAGAACUAAAUUAAAAGUAGUCCGCGUGAAAUUCUUGAAGGCAAUCAUUUGUUCCAUAAAGUUCGGUCAUUGAAUUAAUUCAUCGAGCUCGAUCUAAAGGGGUGACGGUCAAGCUACUCGAAAGUGAUGUCGUUUGAAGUUAUAUCGUCCAAAACCUGAUAAUAUGAGUUUUGUCGCCCAAAAUUCAAAGAAAAGUCGCCAGCAAUCCUCCCUCAUUCUACAGUGUUUUUAGUUUACAGAUUCUUGUUUUUUUCGUCCUGUGAAGAACGAGAUAUAGUACACGUUUACAGCGCUUGAUUCGUCUUAGCAUAGCGUAACGAGAUAUCUUUACAUAAAUUAUGAUUGAUAGCGCUUCGUUCGUCAGGGGUACCUGACGGCGAUUUCCUCCUAAAUGCAUCCUAGCAUCCUAGGACAACUUCAGUCUUUUCGAAAUUACAAGGGCUUCAGCAUUAUUUUCCGAAAAAUUUAGCUUCCAAUUGAAAGUUUUAGGAAAGUGAGAAUUUUAUCGUAUUUUCGGUUCCGAAAAUUUUAGGAUUCCUUAAUUCUCUACGAAAAAUAGCUUAACUGGGGAAUGAAAUGGAAAAAAUUAAACUUCAGAAAAUCGUAAGGAAACUAUUAGAUAACCUUCGAAAAUUGUACAUACAUGGAACGGUCAUCUAGAAAUGUUUAGCCUUCCUCAACCUAUAGAAAAUUCUAGGCAGUUUUUGUUUCUCCGAUCUAAUUACCUUCGUUCGUCUCAGCAUGGCUUAAAGAAAUAUAUUAAACUAAUUUAUUCAACUUCAUUUCUCUGUGCAUUACUGCUAAUAUAUAUUCCGGUGGCAUAACUAUGAUUUUCAGGCGACAUAACUUCAGUGCCUCGCAUGCGAUAGCAGGCCUCUUUGCAAUUCCGGUCAACGGCCGACAGCCGGAGGAAUUGGUUUACACUGAUCUCGCGUUAAUUCCAGGCUAGACCACCAUUAAGUCGUGAUUUUCAAAUGGCCACGGUUACUAUCAAAUUCCAAAACAGUCUCAAUUGGUAUAUUUGAUUCACUUCGACCAGUUAUCAAUGCUGAUUAAAUCCGCUGAAAAGCCAAGCCAUUUUUAUCAUCUCCGCAGUUUUAGUAAUCAAGCGUGUUCAGCGUCUUACCCAAAUUGCUAUAAUUCGCACACUUACCGUGACAUAUGGCACGCUACAAAAAAACAAAAGGUCUAGCGUGUUAAAUUUGCCAAAACAAAGGCAAGUGUGUCCGUCUUUGUUUUUUCAAUUUAAUAUGCGCAUAUCCGUGAUCUACGGCACGCUAAGCGUGUCGUGCAAGCGUGUCGUGCGCGUGCUUUCACCUUUAGCAUCAAAUUCCUGUGGAGGGUCACAUUUGUUUUUAAGGCCAUCCAUGGAUUCGUGCCAACGUAUUUAAGAGAGCUUGUGUCGAUUAAAAGAUCAGGAAAUUAAAAUUUAAGAUCCUCCUCGGAUGGUUUGCUGCUUGCAACGCCAACCUAUAGAAGUAGGGUUACAUUAGGAGACAGAUCAAGCCAGGUCGCAGCUCCGGCACUCUAGAAUGUAUUACCGCGUGAGAUUCGUUCUAUUACAGAUCUAGGGAUUUUAGACUGCUAUCUGAAAACCCACCUCUUUAGGGAAGCUUUUUAUUAAUUUUUAUCACGAGAAUUACUAAUAUCUUAACAUAUGUUGUUUAUUUUAAUUUUAUUAUAGUAUAUUUUAAAUAAUUAUUAGUUAGAUACCCUGUAUUAAAUUAUUAUAUUCAUGGAAAAAAAAAGAUAUUCAAAAAAAUACUUCGUUAACAUCACGGGCCAACAUCGGGUAAUAUUGGACGGUAAUAUAAAGGAAAGAGGGAGAAUGACUUUUUAACUCUUUCAGUUAAUAGGCACUCAGUAGCUGAACACAAUAUCUUUGUAUCAGUAAUAAGACGAAAGACUGCAGGUCCUGUUAAUAAAGAAUAGAGAAAAUUGAUGUUUUUGAAAAAAUUUCUUUUAAGAUGCCAAGAGGAAAACUUCGACCAUAGUCAAUUCCCUUGUUGACAUUCUUAUGUCUUCGGUGGAAAACACGGAAGUUGUCGAUAAAGCAACAACUGCUAUAGCAGCGACUAAAAAGACGAGCCUGGUACAACGAUUUGUAAACGCUCUCUUUUCAAAUGGCGAUGGAAACAGUCAUGAAGAUUCAGAAGACAAAUUUCAAAUUUCUGAAGUCACAUCAGGAGCGUCAAGUAAUCAAGAGAAACCCGGAAGCGGUAUGUAGAAUGGUGUUUGCGUUGCUUUUACAUUAUCUAUGGGGGGAUAGUGUUUCUGGCUUUAAAUGUAAAUAUUUAUGAUGUUCAAUGGAUGCAUCAUCAACAUUAGUUGAAUUGACGUAAAUAAACGUCAUUUAAAAAGGAAACCUCGGCUUAGCGGUGAUUAAAACCAUGUCAGCGGUCGCACUAUGAUAUUCGAUUUAACUGUCAUAACUAUCAUAAAAUGCAACUCAAGUAAUCCUAGUAAGAUUUAGAAAACAUUUAGGCAAAAUUUACAAGGGACGAGAAUCCUCAGGCUUUCUGGUAGUUCAAGUGAAAUGACGCCAUUGCACGAAGUCUAUUGUCAUUUCUCCUGUAGAUCUGAUGACCCAGGUAGCAAGACUGGACCAGGAUCGCAAAAAGAGUCUCGUCUUUCGCUUAGUAGAUGCGCUUCUUAAUAAAGAGAGUCAAAGACAACCAGAAGCGACUAGCAUUACGGCCGAAGAAGGGCAAGUGGAUCUUGAAAAGGAAACUAACAAGCAGAAUACGAACAUUUUUGAAGACGCGACAGAUUGUACUGUAUGGUAAGCGUUUAUCUUGAGUUGAACACCCGCUUUUUCCAAGUGCCCACGUAACGGUUCCUGAGUACAAAAGCAAGACCCUAUUCUUAGGCUUCAAAGUGGUCACAACGACCUACGCGCACAAGUUUUCUGUUACUUCCGUGGCAAUCUACUGCUAUGGAUACCUGCAUUACUCACGGCUACGCUAACGUUUUAAAAUGACGUCUGACAGAGCAAAUUGGAGUAAAUAUGUGCACGUUAUAACACAAUUUUAUAUCGUACCCAGGAACUAGUAUCCAGACACCAAGAGUGAUUACAUAGCAUAAGGUGACGUGCAUAAAGUGGCAGUUGUUAUGAAAGGUUGAGGGCUUUCCAAUCAGUUCCCAUCUACAGCCUCAUCACCCACUACACCUCUUAGAGUUUUGUACAUCGCCAUCUUGCACCUGAAAGAGUCUUGUAUCGCGGCGUAUUUUAUUUCCUUUAUUUUUUAGUUUUCCCAGUGAGUUAAUCUUUGCUCAUAUUACUGACAGGAACGGAACGAAAAAUACAGAAAUAAUGGAGGGAAAUGAAGAUCAUAAUAUGAAAACAAGAGAAGAUGAUUUCAAUGGUGCUGACAGAGGAUAUAGCCGGCGUCGGAGAAGAGGCAUGUCUUUGGCUCCAGAGGAAGCCUGCAAGCUUGGAAUACACAACCUUGGUUACCAAAAUGAAACCUGUGGGCUGGAGAUGAGAACAAUAAACGAAGAAGAGGCCAUUGAGCCUGUCCGUGAAGGCGAUGCAAUUAUCCAUGGUUUCGAAAAACAAAUGUCACCUUUUACAGAAACAAAACCGGGCAAAAAAGUGAGUUUCUCUGUUCCAGAAAGGAAUGAAGUCCGUAAUUCAGCAAUUUAUCCUCUUCAGAAUUCAGAGAUAACAGCAUUUUCAGAUAAAGAGACGCAAAGAAAACUGAGCUUAUCUGAGCUGGAAGAGAACGGAUCUGAGAAAAAAGAGACGGGAGAUGAAUCCAAUGAUAAAUCGUGUAAAUCUGCGAUUACUGGAGGAUCUGAAAAGAGGAAACCAAAGACGACGAGGGAUUGGUUGAAGACUCCUGGUGUUUACAAGGUUGGCAUCUCUUAAUGUGUCCAAUGGCAUUUUUGUUUUUUAAUUUCACUUUAAGUCUUAUUGGUAUAUCCCCUUAUGAAAUGACUUGCCUUUAAAGCAGCUGCAAGAUUGACGUGUGGGGAUCACAUCAUUUGUAAAUUUACCGAGUCAAUUAUAUAUACCGAAAGGCUAACCUUUGCCAACACCUUAAGAUACCUGAAUAGCGUACCGUUUAACAAUAUUGGUUAAGUCUCGUGUCAGUUUAGAACCUUAUGCAGUUCACACAAACAAGUAAACAACAAAUUACAUUUUUCUGUCAAAAAUGCAAUCACUUAAUACAUUAAUUGGACCCAAAGAAGGCUGUAAGGUAUUAGCCCUGUUUAAAACAAAAUCGUACUAAAAAAUAAAGUCAUUGACAAAUUAAUUUCCCGAGUUCAUUUCAUUAAUUAGGUCGCCGUUAUCAUCACGUGUUCUCGCCUUGUGCAGGAUGCGGUUUAUGCAUAUUUGCCGUUGUACUUGACAGAAAGACUGGGCUUUGGGCAGGUAAGACGAAUAAUUUUGCACCCUUUUUGCCAAUGUGUUAAGAAGUAUCUUCCAUCAAUGGUUCUACGAUCAUCACACCGUUCGCUAAUUUAUACACCCCAGCCUUAAAAUCUAAACUAAUAUAGCCUUUAUUCUUAACAUUAUUUUUCGAAGUAUUUUAACUUUGUUAUAUACAAAACUGCCUGUUAUAUCACUGUCCGCUAGGACUAGAGAUCUUUUUAUUUAUUCUAUUCUUAUUCAUGUAAAGCCCAUUGAAGUCAGAAAUGCGCUUAAAGACAACAGUACCUCUAUGAUAGACUGAAUGUUUCAAUGUGAUAGCAUCCACACCGCUUAUUCAUAAAGGGGUCAUUAACCCGUAAAUUUGUUCACUGUCAGAGAGCUUGAUGGAGUUUUAUAAGGUGACUCUUACUUUUGAGUCUGUGGACGAAAUCCUGUGAUGUUACCAUUCAAAUGAAAGAUCUCUGCCUGUUCUUUCACAUAAGUCUAUUUGUUUGUCAAAAUUUCACAAAAUGAAAUUUGAACGUUUGGUCGAAUUUCCUUUUUUGCUAAAUUUGGCAGUGAAUUAAGGUUAAUUUUCUUCUCAUUUCAUUUUACUUUGAGCUUUUUGUCGAUUCUUUUGCAGCAAUCCAUUGCCUAUUUUCCCAUUGUUCUUCUUGUUAGCGGAGCAAUAGGCAGCACUAUUUCAAAUAAACUUAACUCCAAACUGGGAAACAUGGUAAGCGGCUUUUCCCUCCUUUCAAUUUUUCUAUACAUGUAACAAGUUGAAUAGUUUAACUGAUAAUAAAUUAAAAAUAAGGGAGUAACAAAAUAUUUGCAACUUGCACUGCUAAGCGAGACGAUCUCCUUACCGGCUUUUAUCGGGGCUCCCGCUGAGCAAACCCAGCCGCUCGCUCCUGACUUUGAUCUGUAUUUGAUAUCUUUCCUCAGGGAACUUACCUCAUUGGUUCACUUCUCGUGAUUGGUGCAUCUUUAUACUAUUAUUUCCAAACCACUGACUUGAAACUGUUCACAUAUGCGCCCGUAAUCCUAACCGGCAGCGGCAUGUCCAUCAUGUACGUCAUGGCUCUGACGUUCGCCGCAGAACUCGUCAAAGCAGACAAGGUGCGCCUACGCAAACAUUGUAUGGAAAUAGAGUAAUGACCGUAAUUUAAGACAAAGCUAUUUGAUUUUACAAAAUUUAACCUAAAUACUUUGGUCAAGAUAAUUGAAUUACCACCCGCCCUCUGACUGUUUAAAAAACUGAGAUACUAAAGAAAUUCUCAUUGGUCAAAAUAACUGGAAAACCAACGCGCGUUCUAAGUGGUCGAAAUAACUGACAGACGACAAGCGCUCUUAUUGGUCAAAUAACUUAAAGUCACAUGCCUAUUGACUGGUCAAAAUAACUGAGACGCUACAGGUGUCCCCACCUGGUUAACAAACUGAUGAAAAUACUUAGCUCGUUCUGAUUGGAUUAAAACAAUUGUAUAAUAUAAGAGCCUCGUAGCCAAAAUCCAACUGUAUAAGUUCUUUUAGCUAUAGUCACUCUCUUAAAAUAAAACGUCAAGACAUAAAGGCAAAAUCUAUGCAGACCCGUUUCCAACUUGCUUUCGUAAAUAGAUUUCCGGUUAACCGGAAUACGCAUGAAAGACCGUGGAAAUGGACUCGUCUCCCUUUAACUUAGACUUUAUAUUAGAGUGCCACAAUUAACUGAUAAAGAGUCCACUAUGAUCGAACUAUCAGAUCAAGAGAUCAGGCGCGGCUAUUUAUAAACACAGCCAUCUCCUAAACUUUCAACAUAUAAAGCUACCAGCAGGUUAAACGUACAUGCGUUUUUUUUAAAAGUAUCUGAAACAGUUGUGCUGUCUUUUACAGGAAACUAGUGGUUCGGCAUUCGCCAUCAUUAUUUUUCUAGGGAGAAUAUCCAGCGGUGGUUUGCUGAUGGCUAUACAAGAGUUUUAUCCAGAAAAGGGGUGAGAUUAUAAGUAGAUCUCCUAUCUUAAUUUGGAAAAUCCAUAUUUUUGCGGUCGGGUGCAAAAUUGAAUUUAAUUAAGUGCCGAUUUCUAGAAACGUUUGUUCUCGGCUGGAUCUUUACUGUUUUCUCUGUUUUGAUGCAAGGAAAGGCUGCAGAUUGCCAUGGUUACGGGUGGCUAGAAUAAACAUGAUUUGGGUGAUUAAAAUGUCCCGCUACCUUGAUGCGUCUACGGUCAUUUCUGAGGCAUAUACUAAAAGCUGCCCCUUUUUAUUCCUAGUUCGUCAAGCAAAAAGCGCGCAAGAAAAAAUGCCUGGAGGGCGAUUUUUAGUUCUUUAUAAUUAUUAUAUUUUAUAGCUCUACGUCCAAAUUGAGUGAAAGCGACUACGUGCAUCAUGUAUUUUCUGUAGUUCCCGCUCUAUUGGCGCUUGCUGGCUCGCUGAUGGUUUUAUUCUUCCGUCCACCGUCAUGUCGUACAAAAAGAGAUUGGUACGGUUUCAAAGCUUCCCAUGCAAUUAUGUCUUAUCAUCAGCUAAGUUGGUUAGGAUGUAGCUUCUGUACAAUAUUUUUUAAUAAACACAAUCAAUAUGAAAAAAAUCAUCUCUGGACACUGAUCAAUGUAGUUUGUAAAUGAAAUUAUGAUCGAAUUUCAUCUCCUUUGCUAGGCCGCCCUGUAUGGAUUGUUUUACAUCAGCCUUUCAGCCUAAUGCUGUCGUAUGCUUGUGCUAUAGAUAUAUAAUGUUAAGAGGCCGUUUCUUUCAAUUUAACUAGCCUGCCAAAACAGCCGUUUCACCUCGCUCCACCCCGCUUGGGACGUUUCGCCAGAAGAGACCCUCCUGGAGAAACGUCCCAAGCGGCGAGGAUUGGCUGUUUUGGCAGCCGGACUAAAAUAAAUUAACAGGCAUCAAUUUCAGUUAGUUUUGCAUUUCUUUUGCCCAAAUAUACAUUAUGGUUGUAUCUAGAGGGGGCCAAAGGGGAGGCACGCCCUUCACUCUUUUUUUUCUAAAAUUACUUGUUCUAUAGAAUUUUAAGCUGAGUUUUUCUUCAAAAAACUUUAUCACUAUGCACUCAGAGUUUUUUCUAAAUUUUCUGGAUCUUACAUCCCUGGCAUUGAUCGUGUACGGAAACGGAACAAGGGGAGCAGUGAGCAGUUCAUGGGGGCGUUUAUAUUUAUGUCUCCAUGAAACAACCUCAGUCUUUAAUAUUCUUAAUUAAUCUAUAAUGCCUCCUAGUUAGAUUAGCUUUUUAGCUAUUUUCCAGGUGGCUUGUACCUUACAUAAGUAGUACUGUCUGUUUUUUAAUGUCUUUUUUGUCGGUGUGUGGUAUAAAUAAAAUUGCUGUCUUGUCUUGUCUAACAAACGCGUUGUUCAUUUUAGGAGCAUCUAAUAAUUAUCUAUUCAUUGUAAACGGCACACUGCUUGUUUUAUUUGUUUGUUUGUUUGUUUUUCUUGUAGAAUAUUCACUUGAUGAAAACGCUCAAGUUCGUGAUCAAUCCGAAGCAAGUCACGUUCAAUCAUUCAACGUUGUCGUAGAACCUGAGAGAGAUUAG